This is a messenger RNA of Triticum urartu, 3342 nucleotides long. RefSeq names its product phosphoinositide phosphatase SAC2. The record is from RefSeq and is a predicted model, not a curated record. Gene Ontology annotation, biological process: phosphatidylinositol dephosphorylation. Gene Ontology annotation, molecular function: phosphatidylinositol-3,5-bisphosphate 5-phosphatase activity. Gene Ontology annotation, cellular component: intracellular membrane-bounded organelle. Lineage: Eukaryota; Viridiplantae; Streptophyta; Magnoliopsida; Poales; Poaceae.
CCAGCCUCGUCCACCUCUUCCUCCUCCUUGUGGCUCUCGUCUUCCUCCCCCCGCGUUGCCCUCGGAAAAAAUCCAUCCUUUCUGCCCCGGAAAUUUAGUCCCCUCCUAUUUAUGACCCGCCCAUCUCUCCCGCGGAGGCGGCCCUGAAAAUCCCCCCUUGCUCCCCCUGAAUCGGCUUCUUGGUUCCCCCGUCGAUUUCCUCCUCCCUCUCCCGCGUUCUUGAUCCGAAGGCGCGUGUGUUUUCUGGGCAAUUUCCGGCAUCAGAUUGUCAAUUGGAUCCAUUUCGAUCCGUUCCUGGUCUUCUUGAACCGAGCGGCGGGCUCCGUGAUUGGUUCUUGUGUCGCCCUGGAGCAUUCUCGCGCGAGACCAAGAUGCUCUACUUGAAGCAGCCGCAGAGGAGCUAGCUGAACCACGCGGAGUCUCCGUUUGCUUGCUCUGAAUUUCUCAGGCUCGGAUUCGUUCUGGCCCUCUUGUAUGCCUGCGUGUUGAUCUGAAUUUCUGAUCCGAUGGAGGCCAUGAGAGGCGGCAAAUUCCUCCAGAAGUUCCGGCUCUACGAAACCAGAUCGAAAUUUUAUCUUGUCGGAAGAGACAAGAGCAGGGCUCUUUGGAGGGUGCUAAAGAUUGACCGGUUGGAGUCUACUGAUUUAGGUAUCCAGGAGGAUCCUACUAGUUACACAGAGAAUGAAUGUCAAGAACUACUUUGGCGAAUUCAUGAGGGAAAUAGGUUGACUGGUGGGCUGAAAUUUGUCACAAAAUGCUACGGAAUAAUUGGUUUUAUGAAGUUUCUUGGUCCUUACUACAUGGUUAUAAUUACCAGGAGAAGAAAAGUUGGCACAAUCUGUGGCCAUGAUAUUUAUUCAAUUGGCAAGAGUGAAAUGAUCGCAAUUCCAUGUCCUAUAGUCUGCCCCAAUGUGGCUAAUUCUAGGGAUGAGAACAGAUAUAAACGUCUCCUUUGCUCGGUCGAUCUUACGAAGGACUUCUUCUUCAGCUACUCUUACAACAUCAUGCGCAGUCUUCAGAAGAACAUAAAUGACAAAAAUACUGGACAUGUUGUUUAUGAAACAAUGUUUGUAUGGAAUGAAUUUUUGACACGAGCAAUGCGGAACCAUCUCAAGAAUACCGAUUGGACAGUGGCCUUGGUCCAUGGAUUUUUUAAACAGUCGAAGCUGUCAUUAUCUGGGAAGGAUUUCUGGUUGACACUUAUAGCCAGACGCUCACGUCAUUUUGCUGGAACCAGAUUCAUGAAACGAGGUGUUAAUGAAAAGGGUAGGGUUGCCAAUGAUGUUGAGACUGAACAGAUUGUUUUUGAAGACACACCUGAUGACAUCCCAAGUCAAAUAACUUCUGUUGUACAACAUAGAGGAUCAAUACCUCUUGUCUGGUUUCAGGAAACUUCAAGACUUAAUAUUAGGCCAGAAAUCACGUUAAAAUCCGAUGUGGACUACAAGGCCACCCGCCUUCAUUUCGAAAACCUUGUUCUUAGAUACGGGAACCCUAUAGUCAUCUUAAACUUAAUCAAGACUCGUGAGAAGAAGCCUCGUGAAUCUUUGCUCCGUGCAGAAUUUGCAAAGGCUAUCCAUUACAUAAAUAAGGGGUUACCGGAUGACAAACGUCUUAAGUUUUUACACAUGGAUCUGAGUAAGCUAUCUCGAAGGAAAGGCACCAAUGUGCUUGGACUGUUAAACAAGGUAGCAUCAGAUGUGUUGGAACUAACGGACCUCCUCCAUUGCGAGAUAACUACAACAUCAAAACCUUUGGAUGCUUCAAGUGGACAAGGGUCAUGUGACAUCAAAAUCAAUGAUGAUUUCUGCGCAGCUACAAUGGUACCUCUUUUACUACAGAAGGGUGUCCUCAGGACAAACUGCAUAGACUGCUUAGACCGCACAAAUGUUGCACAGUUUGCAUAUGGAUUAGCUGCUUUAGGGCGUCAACUUCAUGUGUUGAAGCUCACUGAAGAACCUAAAAUUGAUCUGCAUGAUCCUUUGGCCGAUGAUCUGAUGGAUUUCUAUGAAAGGAUGGGUGAUACAUUAGCCAUCCAGUACGGUGGUUCUGCUGCUCACAACAAGAUCUUCUGUGAGCAAAGAGGACAGUGGAAGGCAGCAACCCAAUCCCAGGAGUUCCUUCGAACCCUUCAGCGUUACUACAAUAAUGCGUACACAGAUCCUGAGAAGCAGGAUGCUAUAAAUGUAUUCUUGGGUCAUUUUCAGCCUCAACAAGGCAAACCACCUCUUUGGAAGUUGGACUCAGAUCAGCAUUACAAUAUCGGCCGGCAGGGAACUUUAAGUGAAGAAACUGGAAGAUUCAUAAAGAGGUCGCUCUCGGAUGGAAAUAUUCUAUGUGAAAACAGUGCACCCGUGUCUGACCGUAAUGUCGGCGAAAACAACACUGCGAACUCAGAAUUACUGCCCGUGCAACAGCUGGAUGAUAUUAGAGAGCCUACUGAUUCUGCACCAGAGAUCUAUAUGUGUGAAACAAACCCAUGCCCCAGUGCAAAAUAUAGCACAAUGCCUGGAAGACACUCCAUUUCAGAGGAACGGCAGAGUUACUUGAAAAGAUUAGGUUACCCGGAGUUGCAUUCUUCAAAUUUUCUCGAUCUUGAUUUGUUAUCUUCUUCAGGAAAUUCUUGUGAUGAAGAAGCUUUUGAGAGGUCAUCGAUCAUCCAUUCACCUUUGGAUGGUAUCAGUGUUGGAUCUACUACUACUUACAGUGAGCCAGGACACAAUGAUGAGGGAAGGGAUGACACCGACCUGUCGCGCUCAAGCAGCCAGCUGUCAGACUCCCGCGACUAUUCUGACCGUUUUGCUCAGUGGGUGGCUAAUGGAGGCAUGCUUUGCUACUAAUGCUAAAGAAUUUGUCCUGGUGGCAUCCUCAUAUAAUUUUCACCGCAGCACGAAAGCUUGACAGCUAGAACAAAGGAAAGAGCUCAAGAACAAGGAGCGACAUGCAUGCACAGGGCCGGCAUGCGCCGAGGCUGCUGCGAGAGAAGAAGAAUCGGCACGAAUUGCUCGGCGGAUUGAGGCUCUAACGUGGUAACUCUGUUGAGGAAUGAAUGCAGAUGAUGGUGGCUUGUGGCUUGGUUUUGUUUGGACAUGAUUGGAGUGCUAUGGUGAAGAAUUGACCGUAGUGAAGGGAAAGGCAAUGAAUGAUAGGCAAAGGCAAACAUAUCUAUCUGAUUCUUUUCAAGGGUUAGCUUAGCUAGACAUCUUAUGUUUUUUGUCCACCUUUAGAGAAAAAAUACCAAAAAAACACAUGGAAAAUGAUAAAAAAGGACUUCUCCUGUAAAUAUAUAUGGUACAGAUAUAUAUGCUGCUCACAUACGUUUUGGACGGCGGUUUAUGUGUA